AUGCCCUACAAGCUCCAAAACCGAAGUGUUCUGAUUGUGGGUGGCGCAAGGGGUCUCGGGGCAUGUAUAGGGACAAAAUUCGCUGCGGAGGGUUGUAAUGUCGCCAUCAACUACCUCACGAGCCAAGAGCGAGCCAAUACUCUUGCUACUAAACUUAUGAAUGAAUACGGAAUCAAAGCAGUUACUAUACAAGGGGAUGGCGGUAUACAGCAAGAUUGCGUCAGAGUGAUUCAGACGGCUAAAGCAAAAUUGGGUGGGCUAGACAUCGUUAUUUCCAAUGUGGGGUGGACAAAAUUUGCUCGUUUCGAAGACUUAUAUGCUCUAGACGAAGCUGAAUGGGACAAAUGUUGGGCUUGCAAUGUCAAAAGUAACCUGUAUCUGUUUAGGGAAGCUCUUCCGACUUUCAAAAGUAAUCCGGAAGGCGGGGUCUUCAUCGCAACUUCUUCCAUUGCUGGCGCAAUGGCAUCUGGAAGCAGCCUGGCAUACUCGGUGACUAAAGCGGCGGGUCUGCAUCUUUUGAAAUGUUUGAAAGCAUCUCAAGGCCCUAUGGUCCGCAUCAACGCCGUUGUCCCAGGGCUUUUGUUAACCGACUGGGGCGAGAGAUACUCCACGGAAGAGAUCGAAUCGUGGAAAAAUAAAUCCAUUCUCAAACAUGAGGUCGACCUUGAGGACUGCGCUGAUAUGUACGUGACAAUCGCUAAGAACACUUCGAUGACAGGACAGGAAAUUUUCGUCGGCUGGAAGGACAGCACCGGGCUCAUGUGUGCUGUCGGGGCCAAACCUGAAGAAGAAAGCCCGAUCACGUCUGUGGGUGUCCCAGUCUUUCAUGGAUUAGAAGCCACAAUCAACUCACGCCCGUCACGCAGCGUGCCGCAAACGGACGUUGAUGGGGACCGAGAUGCUGGCAGAAGCGCUGAAGUCGCCGCCCAUACGCCAGCUUAUCGUUCCGAGGGAGCUUCUCCUGAUAGGAGCCCAUCCGCGUUGCAAAUGCGCAGUCCGAAGGCGCCGAACCUGCUACAAACUGCCACGUUGUUCAUGUGCAAGUUUCCAGAACUUGGGUUUCUUCACAAGCCUACGUUCUCACUUGACUUAAGAAACUUGGGAGGUCGUCUACAUCAAAACGCCGGCGAUCGGCAGCCAAAGGCAGAACUGCUUGGUUCCGCCUUGAGGGUUCUCUGCUUACCUCUCACGAAGCCCAAUCACACCGUUGAGGAUACAUUGAACAAAGUGCACCGUCGACUCUCUAUUACCGAACCUCCACAUAUAUAUGUUGUUCAAACCCUCUUAGUAGUCUCGAUGUUUGAGUGGGGCCAGGGGAAUACCCAUGCAGCAUGGAUGUACAGCGGUGCGGCUAUUAGGAUGAUGCAGCUGCUAAAACCAGCGGUGUUAACAUCAUCGGAUAGCCUGGAGAGGGAGAUUCACAACCGCACUCUGUGGAGCUGCUUUAUCAUGGAUAGAUUGAUUUUCCCAGGGUCUCAACAAUCUCUGUGCCUCCCAAUGGAAGAAAUGGCGACACACUGGCCUGUCGGAGACGCAGAUUAUGCAUUUGCGCAGGGACACAUCCAGCGCUACAUGGUCCCGUCACGUUACCCUAUGACGGUAGACUACUCGUACGCUGUUCUGGUCCAUGGCUUCGAUAUUUGGACGAAGAUCUACCGUUGGAUUAUUAGCGGCGGUAGACGCAGGAAAGACAUGCAGUUGGGUAAGAAUUUUCCGUGGGAAGAGUCUUCGCUAUGGGCAACGAUGCGUGGAGAGCUUCAGGAAUGGCGUGAUUCUCAGGAUCCCAAGCUAUGGUACCCAGCCAAUAGAGUGGGGAUCUACGAGUCCUUGGGGAAGGGUGAAGUAUUCGGAGAGUAUAUACCUUUCCUUCCAUGGCCGAAUUCGACGCCUUGUGGUCCUGUGGACCCACCUCUUUUCACCGCCAAGGCGCCUGAAGGAUGGUGGGAGGUUAGGUCCGAGGAGCUUUUUAACGCCGCCUCAUGUAUCACCAGCGUACUUGCUGACUUGACUGAUGAGGAAGCGCCGCUUUAUACUCCCUUUGCGGGCUUCUGCAACUUCUCUGCUGCAACGAUGAAUAUCUAUGUCCUGUCUUUCCCGAACAUGAACAUGGGCCGUAGUGGCGACGUGGGCGUACUCGUGGAUAAGAAUUUGGCAUAUUUGGAUCAGUUCCGCAGCAUGUGGCCUAUUGGUCAAGGCUGGUGGACAACGAUCCAGCGCACCAAGGCCAUCUAUGAGCGGCACAGUCAAGACCCGGCUAGGUAUUUAGGCAAGACGCGGGAUGACUUCAUCGGCCUGAUGGCCUCGAUACACAACGUCACCGAGCGUUCGCGAACUCCAGUGGAGCACGAGAUUUCCCAGACACCAGAUGACGUGCUGGUGGCAGGGGAAGAUGGGGGUAGUGCGGUGCAGGGUUUUGCCAUUCAAAGCCAAGGCCAAGUGACUGAAGACCUCAUCCCACAAGAUUUCUGGGGCAACGAAUGGCCACUCUGGGGUGAGCUCGAUAAUGUUUCUUUCAACUCUAAUCUCCUUAAUCACUAA
Aspergillus udagawae is the source of this 2538-nucleotide messenger RNA. RefSeq lists its product as uncharacterized. Gene Ontology annotation, molecular function: DNA binding; zinc ion binding. The record is from RefSeq and is a predicted model, not a curated record. Bases 1 to 2538 code for a protein of 845 amino acids. Gene Ontology annotation, biological process: DNA-templated transcription. Lineage: Eukaryota; Fungi; Ascomycota; Eurotiomycetes; Eurotiales; Aspergillaceae. The transcript is spliced from 12 exons.